GCCCAAUCUUUGUCCGAACACGUCGCAUAAGCAACCUAUCACGAGGUCAAGGCACCUACGCUCUUUCUCUCGCUCAAUCCCACGGAAUGCUUCCCGUUUUGCCGGCUUGAAUAUCGUCGGUGGAUGGUGAAUCACAUCUCGACAUCUGACCUACCUUCGAAAGAAAAGCAAAGGCGUCUACACGCGGUGCUAUCCGCGGCAUCCCCUAUUGACGUACAAAAGUGCAUCAUACCUCUAAUCGGAAUGUAUAAAUCGUGAGGAAAUCCUGGAUUCAAAGCUCGAUUUUUGAUUUCAAGUGCACAAAUCUCAAUUCUUCAAGACAACGUUCUCCACAAAUCUCCACCCCACUCUCAUCACCCCUCCAGACCUCAGUAAACUCACACCUUCAACUUUACCCUUCAACCACCAAACCAUGGCCUCACUACCCUUCAACAUCUUCCCCUCAUCCUCCGCAACAGCCCCCUCCGCCUCCAGUACCUCCUUCUCCAUCACCUCACCAUGGAACACCCCCACCGACAUCUGGCGCAAACCCGCCAACCCAACCUCAGCCGGGAAAGAAGUCCGGACGUUCAACUCUCCCAUGAUCUUCAAGAAAGUGGAUAUCCAGAAAUUCAAAAGGGUCGGAGUUACCGUCAAAGCUAAUUGGGAGAGACUUUACGACCAAGGCGGUCUCGCCCUAAUUCUCUCACCUCCCAAUUCUUCGAUCACCGAAAUCCACGAACCCUCCCUAAAAUGGAUCAAAGCCGGCAUCGAAUUCUACAACUCCCGCCCCUUCAUUGGCCACGUCGCCUGCGAGAAAUGGGCCGACUGGUCCCUCACCCAAGCGGGCAUCACGCCCGACGGGAACGUGACCAUUGAGAUGGAGCGCGAUGCAGAGGCGGGCACGCUGUGGAUUUACGCCAUUGGGGAGAAGGGGGACAGGAUCCCGGUUAGAGAGGUUACGUGGGUUUUUGCCGACGAGGAGUUGAGUGCUGGGAGGGAGGUUUGGGUUGGGGCGUAUGCUUGUACGCCGAUUUUGGAGGGGAGGGAGAGUGAAAAAGAUGGGUUGACGGUAAGGUUUGAGGGGUGGGAGUUGGAUGUUGAGGCGUGAGUUUGAGGUUAGUUAGGUUUAAAAGAUCGUGGUUGGUGGGAACAUGACUUUGAGAAAGAAGAUAUCUUGAUACGCGAAGGAAUUGUGCACUGAGAGGUGCUCGAAAAUAACGAGGAUUACAUUUAAUAGAGACUCUCACACAAGAUCCAGGCUACCAGCUCACUUGAUCAGUGGUAGUAUUUGCGUGGCUGACG
Mollisia scopiformis is the source of this 1284-nucleotide messenger RNA. RefSeq lists its product as uncharacterized. The record is from RefSeq and is a predicted model, not a curated record. The transcript is spliced from 3 exons. Lineage: Eukaryota; Fungi; Ascomycota; Leotiomycetes; Helotiales; Mollisiaceae. The coding region runs from base 413 to 1090 and encodes 225 amino acids.